GCAGAAUUUGCCUAUAAUAAUAAGCAACACUCUGCUACCAAACAUACACCCUUUUACCUAAUAUAUGGAAGACAUCCUAACAUAACUUUCAAUUAUAGAAAGUCAAAUGUGGAAGAAGCAAACAAAUACCUAAAGGAAAUAAAGAUAGUACAAGCAAAUGCUAAGGAAGCAAUAGAGAAAUCACAGGAACAAAUGAAAAAGUAUACUGACAAACACAGAGGAAAUCUUCCAGAAUUAAAGGAAGGGGAUUUUGUUUUACUAGAUAGUAAAAACUUAAAUCUAGCAGUACCAACUAGAAAGUUGGCAAACAGGUAUAUAGAACCAUUUGAAAUAGAAAAACAAAUAGGGGUAGUAAAUUACAAGUUAAAACUACUAGAAGGGAUGAAUAUUCAUCCAGUUUUCUACUCAGGAUUGUUAAUACCUUAUAAAGAAAAGGAAUACCCAGGAAGACAAGUGUAUACUAAUCUAGACCCAGAGUUAAUUAACAAAGAGUAG
Molecule: messenger RNA, 495 nt
Organism: Fomitiporia mediterranea MF3/22
Lineage: Eukaryota; Fungi; Basidiomycota; Agaricomycetes; Hymenochaetales; Hymenochaetaceae
Exons: 1
Molecular function (GO): nucleic acid binding
Source: RefSeq, a predicted model, not a curated record